UGCGUAAAUGAAAGGGAAAAGCCAGUUGUGCGUCAUGUUUACGUUGGCGGGCAAAUCCAAUGUCCAUCGCAAGCGAGAUAAAAGCACAGCGAUCAGACUCUGAUGUUUACUUUGCGGAUACACGACGACUUAGACGGGAGCUUCUUAGCCUGAGAAUCAACAUGAUGAGGAUAUUUGCCUUCGCAGUGGUCGUCAACGUCGUCCUCCAAACGGUGCCAGGCUGCUUCUCGUCCUGCUCCAUAAAAGGCUCGGUAGCCAAUUGCGCCAUGAAGAAGCUGCGCUGGAUCCCCUCUCUCCCUCCCAACAUCACCCACUUGUACUUGGAGAUGAACCACAUCGGCGAGAUUAACGCCACCUCCUUAUCCGGCCUGGAGAUGCUGCAAGAGCUGGACUUGGGUCUUCAGUAUUCCGCGCUAGUUAUCCGAGACCAUGCGUUCAGCAGGCAAAGACGCCUCAGGAAGUUGGUGCUGGGUUUCAAUACGAGGCUUCGACUCAAGCCGAGGGCCUUUUGGGGACUGUCCGCUUUGCAGAGUCUCCACCUGGAUUACUGUUCCUUGAAUGAUUCCAUCCUGAAGGAAAACUAUCUGCAGCCGCUUUCGGCGUUGGAGACGCUCGACUUAUUCGGCAACCGGAUCAAGAGACUCCAGCCUUCGACGUGCUUUUCCAAUAUGACUCAUCUGAGACGUUUGAAUCUGAAACUGAAUCGCGUCAAGAAAAUAUGCGAGGCCGAUCUGGCCGCCUUCCGGGGAAAGCGAUUUGAAUCCGUGAAUUUAGACUCCAACGACCUUCAGGCGAUGUUUGACGAAAGCUUUGAUCCGCAUGCUUGCGGGAACCCUUUCAAAGGAAUAUCUUUUGGGACACUUGACUUAUCCCAUAACGGCCUCAGUAUCGGCAACUUCAAGCUAUUUUUCAAAGCUAUCGAGGGUACUCGCAUCGCUCACCUCAAGCUGUCGGGACACAUCGGUCGAGGCUUUUCAUUCGGCAAUCUCCUGGAUGUGGACGGAAGCACUUUUGAGGGCCUCGGCAGCAGCUCCGUCAGCAUGUUGGAUCUGUCGGAAAACAGGAUAUUUGCGUUACAAGAUGGCGUAUUCAAGCCGUUGUCAGAAAUUCAAGCGAUCGACCUCUCUAAAAACCGACUCAAUCAAAUACACAAAAAUGCUUUUGAAGGUGUGGAACGUUUAAAAAAGCUCGACCUGUCGAAUAAUUUGCUCGGAGACAUCCGCGCUCAUAGCUUUGCUCAUCUGAAGAACUUAAAAGUGCUGGACCUCUCUUGCAAUCACAUCGGUGUUUUGGGCUAUCAAGCGUUCCGUGGACUUUUCCAUCUGGAAGUAUUAAAUCUCACCGGAAACUCUCUCAAGGAGUUUGGCUCCCCCAGCGCACUACCGAGUUUAAGUUCUCUCCGUUUGAACGACAACAAAUUGACCUUUGCGGCAGUGGACGCCAUCACGGCGGUUGCCCCCAACGUCACAUAUUUGGACAUUCGGAACAACAGGGUAGAAAACAUGCAGGGUGCGUAUAUUUUUUUGACCAAGCUGAAAAAACUCCAGUAUCUUUUCUUCGGAGGGAACCCCAUCAAGUGGUGCGAGGUCAAUGCGCAAAAUUCCGAAAAGAAGCAAAGCGGCGUGAAGGUGUUCGAUCUCCAUAGCAGUAACUUGCAGUCACUUUGGUCUCGAGGCAAAUGUUUCGAUCUGUUCGAGGGUCUUCCCCAUUUGCUCAGUUUGACCUUGAGCUCCAACAACUUGCGCUCUCUUCCCAAAGGCAUCUUCAAAAGUCUCCCCUCACUCCUUGAGUUGGACCUCUCAUCCAACGCUUUGACUUAUCUCUGGCCAGAUGAGUUUCCCAAAAACCUUAAAUUCCUCAACCUGGCCAACAACUUCAUAGCAUCCCCCGACCCGGCCAUCUUCCGCUCGCUCAGCGCCCUCAACUUGAAUCUGAACCGGUUCCACUGCGAUUCAAACCUGACUAACUUCUUGAUGUGGAUGAAGAAAACAAACGUAACCUUUGUGGGCCCCGUCGAGGACUUCAGGUGUGAAUUUCCUCUUGCUUUCUACCAAGCUUCUGUGUGGGAUUACUUGACUCAGCUUCUAGGCACAGGAAGCACUUUAAAUGAUUUAUAACCGAGCAUACAUUGACGAUAAUUGAUGAAAAAUA
Messenger RNA from Hippocampus zosterae (dwarf seahorse), 2151 nucleotides. Its product is annotated as toll-like receptor 5. Gene Ontology annotation, molecular function: transforming growth factor beta binding. Gene Ontology annotation, cellular component: extracellular matrix; plasma membrane. The coding region runs from base 60 to 2117 and encodes 685 amino acids. The transcript has 2 exons. Gene Ontology annotation, biological process: negative regulation of transforming growth factor beta receptor signaling pathway. The record is from RefSeq and is a predicted model, not a curated record. NCBI's taxonomy places the organism in Eukaryota, Metazoa, Chordata, Actinopteri, Syngnathiformes, Syngnathidae.